AUGGACAACGUUACGGAGACAGCGGCACUUCCAGAAGGGGUCUCUGGCUAUCGGCUAUACCAUGGUUAUGUCAGCCUUGUGGUCUGCUCAUUGGGAAUAGGUCUGAAUAUCCUUAACGCCUUCAUAUGGUCCAGAAAAUGUAUGAGAUCAUCCACCAACCUCAUUCUGACAAUGUUAGCCAUUACAGACUGCCUGUGCCUCUUUUUUUAUUUGAUUUACUCCUCCUAUCUCUUCAUUGCCACGGGACCUAGUCAGCUAUUGUAUCACCCAAAAGUAUGGAUGUUCGUUGUGGUGAUAACUUUCCAUGAAUUCAUUGCAUUUCAUACCACAUCUAACUGGCUUACCAUUUCUCUUGCAAUAUUUCGUUAUAUCAAAGUGUGCCAUCCAAAUGCCGCAAAAGUAUGGUGUAAUAAGAGAAGAGCAAAGUUGACUGUCGUUAUUGUGUUUGUAACAACAGCAAUGGCCACCAUUCCAUUUUAUUUUUACUAUGAAGUGUACAAUGUUUCCGAGGACUAUCCCACUCUCACAGGCUAUUGGAUAAGGAAAACAAACUUUGCCAGAAACAACAUUGACUACCAAACAAUAUUGUUGUGGUUGUAUGGUGUUAUAUUUAAGGUUUGUCCUUCAAUUGCAAUGAUAAUCCUCAGCGCUCUGAUGAUAAGGAAACUACAUAAAGCCCAGAAGAGACAGAGGGUAUUCACCGUUGGUCGCGAGAGUCACGUGAGCAACCAUCGAGGGUACUGUCGCACUACAGUAAUGCUCAUUGUUAUUUUAAUGAUCUAUGUUCUUAUGGAACUACCAAUUGGGAUUUCAGCAUUCACUUCCGGUUUACAAGGAGGAGAGAGUCAUUUUUUUUACUUUCUUUUGUAUUCGGAAGUCGGGGACAUUCUUGACAUGUUGACAUUACUGAAUGCUUCUGUUAACUUUGCCGUGUAUUUUGCUUUGAGUCAUCAAUUUAGAACCGUGCUCAAGGGAAUAGUUCUUCGAAAAUCAGUCUCAGAAGUGCAUUUUGGAUCCGAUUCGACAGAAAUGUCCGGAUCAAGGACUGCCUCGGUGUAUACAGUUCCAGUGAUAUGGAAAUCUAUCAAGCAGAAGCUUCAUCUUUAG
Messenger RNA from Saccostrea echinata, 1107 nucleotides. Its product is annotated as sex peptide receptor-like. The transcript has a single exon. Gene Ontology annotation, molecular function: G protein-coupled peptide receptor activity. Lineage: Eukaryota; Metazoa; Mollusca; Bivalvia; Ostreida; Ostreidae. The record is from RefSeq and is a predicted model, not a curated record. Gene Ontology annotation, biological process: G protein-coupled receptor signaling pathway. Gene Ontology annotation, cellular component: membrane. Bases 1 to 1107 code for a protein of 368 amino acids.